AUGAUAGAGGUUGUAUCUAAGGAAGAGAAAUUUGAAGUCCAAGUGAAGGAGUUGGUAUCAAAACAGAAGCAUUUUGAAAUCCGAACAGAGGAGCUUGACUCGAAAGAGAGGCAACUUGAAGACCGGUUGAAGGAGCAAGAAUCAAAAGAGAGAGAGCUCGAAGGCAAAAUGAAGGAACUGGAAUCUAAAAAGGUGCAUUUUGAAAAACAAGUCAAUGAGUUAGAGUCAAGAGAGAACGGAUUUGCAGGACAAUUGAAGGAGUUUGAAUCCAAAAAGAAGGAAUUUGAAGUCAACCUGAAUGAGUUGGUAAAGGAACUGCUAUCAAAACAGAAGCAUUAUGAUAAUCGAACGAAGGGGCUUGAAUCUAAAGAGAAGCAACUUGAAGACCGUGUAAAGGAACAUGAAUCAAAAGAGAGGGACUUUGAAGAGCAGAUGAAGGAGUUGGAAACAAAAAAAAAGCAUUUUGAAAUCCAAGUGGAGGAGCUUAAAUCAAAAGAGACACAAUUGAAAGGACAGCUUCAGGAUGAAUUUGAAGGACAGGUGAAGGACACAGCAUCAGAAAAUAAGCAAUUCAAGAGCCGAGUGAAGGCGCUCGAAUGCAAAGAAAAGCAAGUCGAAAAACAAAUGAAGACACUUCAAUUAAAAGAGGCGGAAUUUGAAAGGCAAGUCAAGGAAUUUCAAUCAAAGGAGAAACUUGAAGGACAAGUCAAUAAUCUGGAGUCAAAGCUAAAUAAAUUUGGUGGAAAACUUAAGGAGCCUGAGCUGACAAAGAAACAACAUGAACCGUUGAUAAAACAUUUUGAUAAGGGAAAAGAGCCAGCUGCAUCUUACACAGAUGAUCAAUUAAGUCCUACUAUGGAUGGAACAGGCUUGCAGUUGGACUCAGAUGAGAAAACUGAUGGAGUUGAGUCACUUUGCAAUGACAUUUUAGAUCCGUCAAGAAUUGUUUUGAAUAUAUUACAGAACCCUAAUGUUCCACGGUGUAGAGAGGGAGAUAAUGAUGUGAUUAUUGAUGCUAGCUGCAUCUGUCUGCUAGAGCAACUGAUGAGAAUCUCACCAAAUAUCAAAGCUUGUGUUAGAGAAGAAGCAUUGAAGCUAGCUCUUGGUUUGAAAGCUAACAUGAAAGGAAAUACUGAAAAUUCGUUGGUGAUUCUUGGUUUUUUAGUGAUUUUGUCCAUUUAUGGACUGCUUUCUUCUUUCAAUGAACAUGAAGUUUUGGAGCUCUUGUCAUUUGUUGCUCAUCACAAGAUAGCUAUGAAGCUGUUUGAGACUCUGGGUUUUGCAAAUAAAGUUUAUGAUUUUGUUGAAAAUCUUAUCAGGAGAAAGCAAUUUGUUGAAGCUGUUAGAUUCAGUUGUGCAUAUAACUUGGCUGGCAAGAAUCAAUUAGUUGAUAUGUUGCGAGAACACAUCCGGAAUGCAAAACUGAUUUGUGAGAGAAGUUGUGAGAAAACCAAUUCCAUUGAAAUCAAGGUUCUUUUAUUUUUCUUAUUAAAACUGUAAUUCAUUAAACAUUCCAUUUGCAUACAUAUACCCCUGCAUAAAUAAAGUGCUGCAUAAUAUCUGCUGAA
Molecule: messenger RNA, 1568 nt
Organism: Vicia villosa (hairy vetch)
Lineage: Eukaryota; Viridiplantae; Streptophyta; Magnoliopsida; Fabales; Fabaceae
Product: nuclear matrix constituent protein 1-like
Exons: 3
Coding region: 1-1500 (499 amino acids)
Source: RefSeq, a predicted model, not a curated record